GAUGCAACUGCAACAACAACAACAACAACUUUGUUACAUUCAACGGCCAGACUUUGACAGAGACGGACAAACUCUCAUUGGGUCCUGUUGGGCACUUUGUUUUCCACAUUCGGCGUCCAGCAUGUCCCAGCAAAGAGGAAUGUGAACCAAACAAACAAACAAAAAAACAAAACUUUCGGGGUGUCGUCUGCUCUUCCGUGUGUGCGUCAGUUAUUUUUUGGUAGGGGUUCCUUGGCGAAAUAAUAAAAAUUGCAAGUGUAUCGGAUGACUUUUCGUGAGCAGUGCCGUCGUCGACUAGUACACCGUGAAUUGGAUAUAGGCGCAGAAAGUGCUCCCCCCCAACCCGCGAUCUAUUGUGUUGGUUUUUUAGUUGGCAACUCCGCCCCGGCAGCAACUUAAUCCGCCGGCGAUAUGACAACAACAAGAAGAAGGAGAUCAGGAGCCAAUAAGGAGGAGGAGGACGCGAGACAACAUCAGAGACCGUGUUGCUGUUGUUCCUCCUCGACGGCGGUGGUUUUAAUGGACGGUGGCAACUUGAUCCAUCACCGCCAACCCAUUACCACCACCAGCAGCGCUCGCUCUCUACUGCUCCUACCGCUCCUUCUUUUGCUCCUCACUCUACUUGAAGCAGCCGAGUCGAUUCGACUGGAACAUGUGGAAGUGCCGAGCGUCGUUGCCGUGGGCGAGCCGGCCGCUUUCCUUUGCGACGUCGACCUGGAAUUUGACAACGAACUCUACUCCGUCAAGUGGUACAAAGACAGCGAGGAAUUCUACGAGUGGAAGCCGAAGAGGACGCCUUCCGUUCAGAUUUAUCCCGUCGAGGGCAUCCAAGUUGACAGGGAACGGUCGGUCAGAGAGGCGGUGGUUCUGCGCUCGGUGACUCCAGCAACGGCGGGAUUCUUCCGAUGCGAGGCCUCGGGCGAAGGGCCGGCCUUUCGAUCCGUUUCGGGAGGUGCGGCUCUGUCGGUCGUCAUUUUACCAAAGAAAAAACCGGAAAUCUUUGGCGGCUACGUCAUCAACGAGCAAGACGGAACGGUGGAACUCAACUGCACGACGGAUCCCUCACGGCCGGCCGCCCAGAUCCGGUGGCUCAUCAACAACGUGCCAGUCAAUCCGGAACUGAUCCAGGAGACCAGCGUCAGCCGGACGUCGUCCGGAUUGGAGACGAGUUUCUCCGUUCUGGAACUGCAGUCGCGCGAUCAUUUCCCGCGUUCCGGCAAGUCGUCAGGAUCCACCAAGGGCAGUUCCAGCAGCAACACGGCGACGGUGACGUGCGAGGCCGCCAUCCCUUACUCGACUCAAAAGGCAGCGGCCGCACCGUCCAUGUCUUCCGUCACCUACUGGUCCACCCUGUCAUCUUCGUCCACCUACUCCAACGGCGGAAGCAACGCCGUGGCGGAAUCGGCGCACCAGUUCCAGAGGCGGAUCGCAUCCGACAGCCACCAGCACGGCGAGCGAAUAUUCCGCAGCCGCCACGUCGCCAGCGCCGAAACUCUUCAAUCGCUGACUCUACGAACGGAAAUUUUAAUUUACGUCAACUCUGGAAGGUGGGCGAUGGGUUCGAUCCUGACGCUCUUCACAGCUCUGAUGACGUCCUAUUGUCUUAGUUAAAAUCAAAUAUAAUUAGUUCACCUGUUUCACAUAUAAAUACAUUUACUCUGAUUUCACACCCGAUCAAAAACUUAAAAAACUAAAAAAAAAACUAAAAACAUUUCCCCCUUUUUUAAAAAAUACAUUUGCACUCUGUGGUGUCGACACUCACAUUACAUAGACGUUGAUACUUUAUUGGCCGUGUUUACACCGGGAACAUUUAUCCCCCUCCCCCACCCACCUCUCUCGUUCCUGGGUUGUUUGUUGUGUUGCACCUCCUCCAUCCAAUUUGUUCGCCCCGUCAAGCGAAAGAAAAGGAAAUAAUAAUCCCACCCGAUAGACCCCGUAUAUCGGUAUACAUCACACAAUAAUAAUAAUAACACAGUCGAUAAAAAUAUCUAAACAAAUUCCCUUCUCCUUUUUCUUUCGCUCGCCCAGUUGCACCGCAAUCCUCCCCUCUAUUCUUCUCUAUUUGUCGAUUAUUUGUUGUGCGCAUCCUUCUCUUCUGUAUAGGCCUAUACAUACACACACUACGUAUCAUAAUAAUAAUAAUGCUAUCAACAAGAAAAGUGGAAAGUGAAUUCAAAAAAAGAAAAGAAAAGAAAGAGGAGACAGGUGGAUACCGUUUGCUGUAUUUCACGCGCACGGUCUAGCUGUUGUGUUGUUAUUAUAGAGUCCCGGUUUUUUCGGCGGAAUCACCAUCCAUCUCUCUCUCUGCAUGUUAUCCCAUUGUAUAAAUCACUCGUCCAGCAGCUGGGAGGAGGGCUGAAACGAAGAAGAUUGGAGCUCCUCGCUCUCUCUUUCCUGGAGAAAAGAAGAAGAUACACACACAUAUAUAAAAAUGGGGAAUAGAAGGAAAAACUUUGUGUAGGUGGGUGGGUGGGAGGUGAUAAAUACUCUACACACACAUACCCAUCUGAUAUUAGAUCUACUAUACAUAAUAGAAUCGCUCUCGGCAAAUAUUCCGAUCCUGAAUUAAAGAAAGAAAUGCGGGGAAUAAAAGAAGGAAAGAAAACGUUUCAGACGCUAUAUAUCUAGAAGGAAACAUAUUAUUGAUCAUUUGAUUUCCAAGGUUGUGUGUUACAUCAUCCGAGCCCGGCGUAGGCGUCCGGUAAAUAAAUAUUUCGCCCGUUUUAUUUUCAAAAUUUUCAAUCGGCAACCCUGUGUGGGAGGAUGACUAUGUAAUAAUAAUAAUAAUAAACAUUUCGUCUACUUU
Messenger RNA from Daphnia pulex (common water flea), 2806 nucleotides. RefSeq lists its product as uncharacterized. The coding region runs from base 412 to 1611 and encodes 399 amino acids. NCBI's taxonomy places the organism in Eukaryota, Metazoa, Arthropoda, Branchiopoda, Diplostraca, Daphniidae. The transcript has 5 exons. The record is from RefSeq and is a predicted model, not a curated record.